AUGAGACAAUUACAAUCGUUUUCUUUCAAAGUUCAAAGUAAAUUGACUAUAAACCACAAAUGGGGUUUAGACAUCACGAAAAAUAAUAAAAUAAAUAUCUUUAUGCAUUCUACUGUAGACAAUAGAUAUUUUUAUGAAUUAAUACAUACUAUUGUCAUCCUUUUAAAAUUCUUCUUAAAUUUAAGUUCUAAAUGGUACGAUUCUGAAGGUUCUAUAACACGUUCAUUUUGUAAUUUCUUUGAACGAGGCGUUACCUACCGAUAUAUUCGUACUUUAUUUACAAUUUUAAUGUUUGUUUUGAUGGCUGCUUACGUGGCAUUGAAUUAUUCAACUAAUUUUGAUAUAAAUAAAGCCCUGGAAAAAGUCAACAACUUAUCUUUGAUAGAAUCAGUGAUUGAACAAGAACCAUUGGAACAGAGAAACUACUACGACCUGGAAGAUGGUAUCACAGAUGAAGCAAGAAGAUAUAUGAAAGAAUUAGGUUUGGUAAACCCUGGAGGUAAUAGUGAACCAAUUAUUCUAUCUCAGAAUAUUUCUCUUGAAAUAAGAAAACUUAUGAAUGAAAGCAUAGAAGAAUUUGGAUUUAACGCCUUCCUUUCGAAUAUGAUCAGUCUUAAUAGAAAUGUUACCGAUUUUAGAAGUGACAUUUGUAAAAAUAAAGUUUAUAACAAAAACCUUCCCAAGUGCUCUAUCAUAAUAGUAGUGCAUAAUGAAGAUUGGAUGUUAUUUAUGCGAACCAUUCACUCAGUUUUGCUUCGAUCACCUCCAGAACUAAUCGAAGAAAUUCUUAUUAUUGAUGACGCUUCAGAUAAAGAAUGGCUACAUAAGCGCUUAGACGAAUAUAUUAAGAAGCUUCCAAAAGUAAGAAUCAUCAGAUCUUUCGUUCGUAUAGGUAUAAUUGGUGCUCGAAAUCUGGGUUCAUUAAAUGCCAUUGGUCCUAUUCUUGUUAGUCUUGACAGUCAUGUUGAAGUUGGUCCUGGAUGGCUUGAGCCCCUACUAGAUCGAUUUGUUGACAAUAAAAAAAGGCUUGUGUGCACAAAACUUACAGGCAUCAAUAAAGAAACCUUCAAACCUGGUUUUGGUUCAAGUGCUGCAAAUUCAAUUAAUGCUAUGAAUUGGAGAUUAGAUAUGAAUUGGUAA
Clunio marinus is the source of this 1140-nucleotide messenger RNA. NCBI's taxonomy places the organism in Eukaryota, Metazoa, Arthropoda, Insecta, Diptera, Chironomidae. The record is from the annotation of a GenBank genome assembly.